GAUCACCGCUUCGAGUCAGUGUAAAAUGUUAUUAGCAGCCAAGCAGUGUUAAUAUCGAAGCGUUGUCGUACACACACUAAACAUUCAUUCAACAAAAACAUCCAAAUUCACUCACAACAUCCCUCAUUUCUCCAAAACCACUAACUACGCAACGCUUCAUAUUUAGUCAUAAUUCCAAGAACAAUCAAUAUUCAAUACAUGUAACUUCAUGCAACAUUUAUGUAUUAAAAAUUAUUCUAACUAGUUUAUAGUGAUUUUUUGUGAUAACUACUAAACGUGACAGUUUUUAAAACUGUACCUUAUAUAUUGAAAUCUAGUGACAAACGUGAACAUUUAUAAUUAAAAUCAUAUACACCGAUAUAUUUCCUUUAUAAGUUGUUUCUUCGGUUGAUAAUGGACCUUUUGUGUACUGAGACCGUGGCCGAAACGACAGGGCCCCAUUUGAGUAAAUCUAACAAUGCUACGAUGGUAGAAAGGAAAGUUAAUACAGCCCUGGAGGAUCGUGUUAUUUUGGAGGACCGUUGUUUGCAAAAUUUAUUGAUCAGCGAGGAACGUUACACUAAUAUUUGUUCAUAUCUAAACGAUUAUAAAAGCGACAUAACGGCGCAGAUGAGGUUCAUUGUUGCUGAUUGGAUGUUACAGGUUUGCGAGGAACAAGGAUGCCAAGAAGAAGUCUACUCCCUAGCAAUGAACUAUAUGGACCGAUUCCUAUGCGUUUGCUCCAUCCAAAGGACACAAUUACAACUUUUAGGAUCUGCCUGCCUUCUUUUGGCCUCCAAAUUACGUGAACCUAGCUCACGAGGACUGCCUCCAGAUGUACUAGUCUUUUAUACUGAAAAUAGUAUAACUCUGAGGGACCUAAUUCAAUGGGAGCUCCUAGUUCUGGCGAAACUAAAAUGGGACGUGUCAGUAGUAACGCCGCAGGAUUUUCUAGGACAACUACUAUCGAGGUUGGCACUGAGAGGAGCAGAUUAUUCAAUGGUUCUCAGGCACGCACAGGCCUUUAUAGCGGUCUCCGCAAGAGAUCACGGAUUCUCGCAAUAUACACCCAGUACAAUAUGUGCGGCUAGCAUUGUGGAAGCUCUAAGCGGCAUGGAAUGGUUCAGCCGUAGCGGCCUUACUAUGGCUGCUUUCAUUGAUUCCCUGCAUGAUAUUAUUAAUGUAGAACAGGAUUUCAUCCAUUCUUGUUGGGAACGCAUUAAUCGCCUAGUACUGGAGUGGACGGCCAGCCAAACGCAGAAUACAUCUCCGUCCGCCACGUCCUCUCAGUCAAUUUCUGUAUCCGCUGGGGCACCUCGAAACAGUAUUGGUAGUGCAAGCGAUUCUGCUUCAUUCGACGGCCAGAAAACCCGCGUAUCAGACAUAAGUGAUAGAAAUACUUUCUCCAAUCAACAAAAAUCAGAGAGCAAAUCAGGUUCCCGCAACCAGACUACGUCUGUGACACCGACGGAUGUCAGAGACGUACAUUUCUGAGGGCUUCUGGUUUCGGUAAGUUACAAUAGCGAGGCUUGACAAAAAAACUUACCGCGGUGUUAUACCGAGCAGAUUGUGCGAAGAGCAAUGUGAUACUAGACGCGGUUGUAUACUUAUGAAAACAUUAUUCUUUCCAAUGAUUGGCAUUGCUGCUAGAUGAACUUAAUAGAAGCAUAUUUCCAUUUUGCAAAAAACUUCUAUUAUUUUCUAAGAUAGCAAAUAAAUGUGUUGAUAGCGAAUAAAUAAGUAUUAGCCUUACUUAACACUUUAUAAAUAAUAAAAAGUAGCAGAAACGAUCGUGUGUUGCAUAAAAAUUGCAAUAUCAAAAAAGCAUGUAAGUGGUAUGAGAUAUUAAAAUCCUUUGUAUAUAUAGUCUUUCAUAACACUUCAUGUGUAAAAUGUACCUAAUAUGUAGAUUAUUCAUUAUAAUUAGUAUAAAAAUUUAACUAUUCACAACUGUCCAGUACCUCUAAAUUACAUAAAAGACAAGAAAUAUUAUUAUAUCGA
This is a messenger RNA of Ctenocephalides felis (cat flea), 1980 nucleotides long. Its product is annotated as G1/S-specific cyclin-D2-like. Gene Ontology annotation, biological process: positive regulation of G1/S transition of mitotic cell cycle; mitotic cell cycle phase transition; regulation of cyclin-dependent protein serine/threonine kinase activity. Gene Ontology annotation, cellular component: cytoplasm; nucleus; cyclin-dependent protein kinase holoenzyme complex. NCBI's taxonomy places the organism in Eukaryota, Metazoa, Arthropoda, Insecta, Siphonaptera, Pulicidae. The transcript has 5 exons. Gene Ontology annotation, molecular function: cyclin-dependent protein serine/threonine kinase regulator activity. The coding region runs from base 394 to 1473 and encodes 359 amino acids. The record is from RefSeq and is a predicted model, not a curated record.